Messenger RNA from Thyridium curvatum, 1734 nucleotides. RefSeq lists its product as uncharacterized. Lineage: Eukaryota; Fungi; Ascomycota; Sordariomycetes; Thyridiales; Thyridiaceae. The transcript has a single exon. The coding region runs from base 1 to 1734 and encodes 577 amino acids. The record is from RefSeq and is a predicted model, not a curated record.
AUGGCGCCUUCACGGAAGCAGGCCUUGCCCGUCGAGAGUUCAUGGCGCAUGGUCGAGGGCGAACAUGACAGCUUCGACACGUCGAUCGUGCCCGACGACGAGGAGCUGAUCAUGUCCAGCAACCCAUCCCAGUUCUCUGGCGGCUCCCAAGGCCAGCUCAGCGUCCCGGGCUCCCAGGACGACGACAUCGAGAGCUUUCUCAGCAAAGCAGCCGAUGAUGAGCGCGUCAUCAUGAGGUCCCCUUUCCAGCCUUCUGUCCCGUCCUCUGUGAGGCACAGCCCGAGGACACAGAAGCACCGCUCGCCUGAACCAGAGUUUUACAUGCCGAGGGUCGAGGUCGACAGUCCGCGAAAGGCGAGCGGCCGAUCGCCGAGGAUGAUGCGGAUGGCCGAAGCCGAGUUGCGGCAGCGCCAGGGCUUCAGCAACGGCAGCCCGACGAAGCGAUCGCGACGAGGGCAAGGAGCGAGGUACUCGGAAGAAUCGGCGUCUCCGUCGUUUGGGGAGCGGCUGUCUCAGUCCUUGCCCAACGCCCUCUUCGAAGUCCUGGCCUGGGCGUUUGGCAUCGUUGGUCUCGCGUUUCGCUAUGCGCAGAAGCCCUUGGCUAUCCUCCUCGCCAUCUACCUCAUGUUUGGCGGCCUGAUCAUUGCCCAGAACAUGGCGACAAAAUCGCUCUACACCUCUUUGUCCCCGGUCUGCCGCAUCCCGGGCGCCUCAUGGCUUGACCUGCCGUUUUGCCCCCGAAUCCCGGCUGGGGGUGCCGGUGCCGGAAGCGGUGCGGAGGGUGGGAAGAAGCCUGUCGAGUUCGACGGUCUCAUGGAUGUCCAGGAGCGAUUCGAAGAGGUUUUGGAGAAGAGCGCCAACGGCGUCUCUCUGCCUAUGGAGAUGAAGCGCUCCGAAGCGUCAAUCCGAGACCUGCGUACCAUGGUGCGCUAUAGCAACCUUCAGGCCAAGGAGGAACUGGUUCUCGAGUUUGACGGCUUCAUCGAUACGGCAAGGACGGCUUCAAACGACUUGCAGAAGUUCAAUACCCACGUCGGAUCCGCUGUUGACUCGGUGAUCAGCAUCAAUCGGUGGACCUCGCGAUACAUCGACGGGUUGCAACAUGAUCGCGACUCUCAAGGGUGGAUCUCGGAAUGGACUGCAUGGGUAUUCGCGCCUUUCCAGCCUGCCACAUUCUCGGAGCGCAGCCUGCUGGACAAAUAUGUCGAGCACACAGCGCUUGUGUCGGACAAGAUUGCCGACCUGAUUCUGGAAGCGCAGAAUGUCCUGCGGACGCUGACCACGGCCGAGGAUCAUCUGGGUAUCAUCUACGACUUUGUCACCCGGACGCAGAAGAGCGUGCAGUCGCGCAAGGACGAGGUGCUCUGGACCCUGUGGACUCUGGUGGGCGCCAACACAAAGCACCUGCACAACCUGAACAGCCAGCUGUCCCUGCUGCGCCAGGUCGACACGCAGCGCACCGACGCCGUCAAGCAGGUGUCGGAGCUCAUCGUCGAGCUGGAGAAGAUCCAGGCCGGGCUGGGCGAUCUGCGCGAUAGGGUCGCGGAGCCUGAGAUUGUGCGCAGCAGCGGCAGGGCGCAGAUGGUUCCGCUCAGCGUACACAUCGAGACGAUCGACCGGGGCGUGGAGAGGCUGGAGCAUGCGAGGAGCAGGAUCCGGGCGAUGGAGAAUGAUAGGAUCCGGCAGGUGCUGGCCCGGGGCCAGGGCGAGGAACGGCUCAUCGAGCAGUCGUAA